This is a messenger RNA of Babesia microti strain RI, 2628 nucleotides long. RefSeq lists its product as hypothetical. The transcript has 13 exons. The coding region runs from base 1 to 2628 and encodes 875 amino acids. NCBI's taxonomy places the organism in Eukaryota, Apicomplexa, Aconoidasida, Piroplasmida, Babesiidae. The record is from RefSeq and is a predicted model, not a curated record.
AUGGAAAUCGUAAGUUUCCGGAACCUGCACAAAAACUAUUGCAGUUUCUACAGAAACACAUCGAGAUACCGCAUUGAAAAGAUCAAUGUCAGCAGACUAAGCGUUUUAUUCGCCGCCUCUGUCUUUACACGAAAGAUUAUGCGGAUUCUCCGCAGAUCAUCGCUCAUAGGCACGGUCAUUUGCGUAAACUUUAAACACACAAGGUUGGAGAACUUAUACAUUCUAACGGGAUGUUUAUUAUCCGGAGCCACAUUACUGAACACGAAUUGGCACACCGACACGAAAAAAUCGAUCGAGUACAAAUUACGCAUGACUGGGUGCGAAAUUGUAAUUCAAGAUGACACUAUGGCAUUCGAAGAUCGUAAUAUGAAUAGGCUGGACGGGGUACUGUAUAUUUCGCUAUACGAAAUAUUUACUCCUGCAGUUGAGGAGAAAUGCAAUUCAUUGGCUACCUACUUAUCGCCUUUUGAUGCUGUUGAGCGGGCUAAAUCGGAUUCUAACAUACAGCGUAUGCUUAACCACCAGAUGAAAGAGUCCAAUAAUAUACCUCCAGAUACGAUCCAUUUGGUGGCAUUCUCUUCUGGGUCUGAUUCGGAUCAUCCAAAGGCCUCUAAAAUACAAUACCAACACUUGUACUCAUGUUAUGAUAGGCUUGAGACGAUGGGAAGGUGGGACCAGAAGGAGCCCUUGAUAAUACUGGUUGCCAAUCCGAUAUACGAGCCCUUUACUAGCAUAAUCCUCUCAUAUUCCCUUUAUCGCCCUAAUACCACACUACAUUUAUUGCAGAGAUAUAACGCCACGUACUGGAAAAUCAUUUGGGAGAUGAACGAAUACUACAAACAUGUAUACAACGACUGCAGCUACAAGAUAUUCACCUCUUUAUAUCCUAGGCAAUUGGAAGCUCUGUUAACACUGGAGCAAGUGGCUAAAGAGUGCAGCAUUUUUGAUCCAAUAAUAGACUACAAACACUUAGUACCAAUACCGCCGCAGGGAAUAACAGAAACCGUUAUCGAAUACAAUGGGGAUGAUGAGCAGAUGAUUGAUGAGUACAGCAGGCUGAUGGAUAGAAAUACUGGGCAAUGGGAAGGGCUGGGCGAUUCCAGCGACAUGAAAGGCUCUAAUUCAGCGGCGGAAAUGAUAGAUCCGGCACCAAAAGAAACAUGUACAGAUCCAUGCGCUUUGUUUGACACAAAAUGCUCUGAAGGUCACAAAUCACUGUUUACAGGAUCAUCAGGAGCGGAAGAUCUACCACCAAAACAUCUAGACCCAUCACCUGCAUCUGGAUCUGGAGAAUUUGAGGAUUUUCUGACUGGGGGCGGUCGAAUGAAGGGCAUUCAUAAUCCACUCCAGGCAAAUUUCACGCCAGGGUACAGCAGAUACGGCGCAGUAAAGACCAUGUUUAGAUUGAAUAAGUUUGACUUUAAGGCGGCGAGUAAGCCCUUUGGUCAAGACCCGCCCGGCGAAUGGCUGCUGAAGAGUAAAAUCAAGCAAUCGCUUUUAGACCAGAGUUCUAAGCUCAAAUCGGUAACCUGGCCCAUUUACAACAAGCUAAAGCUCCACGCUGACAAGAUUGGAAAAUCUGAGUCUACUCCAAGAACUGAAUACUCCCGAUCAAAGCUACAGGUACCAUUGUAUGAGAAGAGGACAGAAUCUCUUGUAAAUAUUCCACACUCGAGGAAAUCCAGCACUUAUAUCCCCAAAUUGAGGAUGAAAUUUUCGGAGCUUAGGAGCGUUUUGGCCGAUAAAAAUGUAUUAUUUUCUCUGGGCGGCGCCCCAAUUUACCCUGAAACCUGCUACACCUUUAGCAACGUAUGCAAAGGGAAGAUUUCCAUUCUAUACUACGGAUCGACAGAGACGGCGUUUCCGCUCAUACACUCCGCCAGUGGUGUGAGGGAAAGGGACGAUUUGCUGAACAUCAUGAAGAGGGGGUGGACUCACGAAUAUCAGGGUUUACCCUGUAGAGGGCACUAUGUGGGCCGCCCCUUUGAGCAAUCUGACAAUGUAAAGGUCGUAAAAUCUGUGAAUAAGAAUAACGCCAAUUUUAUGAUCGAAUGCGAUGCCGGUGAACCUGGGUACAUUAUUUGCAAGGCAAACAUAAACUGUCAACUUUGCGAGCCUAGGAUACAUGAGGACCACUACCUAGGGCUAGAUGACGUAGGAUUUUAUCUGUAUUCGGCGGAGGGAGAAGAUAGUGAGACAGCAGUUAAGGAAUUUUUUUGGAUGCACAAGGUUGAUUUGUCGCUAUGCGAAAACUACCCGUGGAAGUUUAGACUGGCUCAAACCAGUAGGCUCAUCCACGAGUUCAUUUGCGACAUGUACGAUAUCCCUCAGAACAAGGUUUACGUUAAAACAUUUGGGCUGAUGCACGGCGACACUUGCAUUUACUGCUGCGCUGUAGAGCUAGUGCAAAUUUAUACCGGCACAGAUAACGAGCCAGAGCCCACAAACUUAGAUGUGGAAGAGCUCUCAAAGGACAUAUCGGAGAACUUGCUGGAUCGCUGCCGCAAAUCCGAGAUUUUCAAAGGCCUGGUUCUCCCAGACGUACUGCGCGUAGGAUCAAUACCAUUCACAUACAAGGGCACCCCCGAUAUGAAACUUCUCAAAGAGACUUUCAAGGCGCUAAUUUGA